Messenger RNA from Bemisia tabaci, 2721 nucleotides. RefSeq names its product lipid droplet associated hydrolase sturkopf (gene sturkopf). Lineage: Eukaryota; Metazoa; Arthropoda; Insecta; Hemiptera; Aleyrodidae. Gene Ontology annotation, biological process: lipid storage. Gene Ontology annotation, molecular function: lipase activity. Gene Ontology annotation, cellular component: lipid droplet. The record is from RefSeq and is a predicted model, not a curated record.
AAUAUGCUGUUCUUAACUGAAGUAAAUUAUGAAUGCUAGGACGAUGGUCUUGUCGUCCGAGUGGAAUCUUAUACUGCUCUAAAUUUUUUGUUUGCACUCUCCUUUUACUGCUGCUCCUAAUCUAAGUUCAACCACCAUUCCGUGUAAAGAGUGAAAUAAAGUAGGCUCUCUUGGUUUAAUUGCCGUCGUGGCUAAAGUACAUGUAAUGUUACUGCAUUCGUCAUCAUGUCAUAUUCUUCGAACAGAGGUUCAUCAAUUUCAAACUUUCGUUGUUGGUUGUUGUUUGUCAACGGUGCCGGCAUGGAUGUCUCUGUUAUCAGUUCUUCAUUUUGUUUGUUUUUCUCAAAUCUCAGCCACCAUGAUUUACGCAUCAAAUAUGACAUAUCAAGAAGGAUGGGUUGUUGUGAACGAGAUGCCAACUCAUGUUGAAACAUGGGGCGGCUGGAUAGAGGAUCCUGCAAUAAAGGACUCCAAAGAACUAUUGAUCUGUGUGUCAGGAAAUCCUGGUGUGACGGAGUUUUAUAGCCACUUCUUGUCCCUAAUUCAUUCAACACUGAAAAUUCCUGUAUGGAUCAUUUCUCAUGCAGGUCAUGAAUUACCUCCCAAUGCUCUCCACUUGAAAUACCCCACGGUUCAAGACAAGCCACAAUUGUAUGAUUUGGACGGUCAAGUCACUCACAAAGUUCAAUUUAUUGAAAAGUAUGCACCAGAGAAAUGUGACCUGUAUUUCAUUGGGCACUCAGUGGGGGCCAAAAUCAUGUCUGACAUCAUGAAAAACUAUCCUCAUAUCAAUUCAAGGAUAAAAAAAUGUUACAUGCUUUUUCCAACUCUUGAGCACAUAGCCAAUGCUCCCAAUGCGAAGUUCUUUAUUCCAAUGUUCACUUACCUCAAUCGAUUCAUUUUGUUCUGGGCAUGGGUUUCAACAUUGCUCCCAGGAAGACUCAGGAAUAUGAUAAUAAAUGGCGUGAUGUAUUUGUCACAUCCAAGCGGAGUCACUGACUGUUGCCUCACUGCUACUGACAAACUAGUCGAUCCAGUUGUUGUUAAGAAUGUCUUUUUCCUCGCUAAUGACGAAAUGGGCAAAAUUAAGGACCUAGACACUGAGACUAUUGAAAAGAACCUGUCCAAGCUAAGGUUUUAUUUCGGCACAACUGAUGGAUGGUGUCCAGUAAGUUACUAUGAAAACUUAAGGAAGAAGUGUCCUCAAGCAGAUGCAAUCCUGUGUCCCUCCAAUAUUAAGCAUGCUUUUGUCAUAUCAUCUUCUCAUGACAUGGCAGAUCUGAUAUCAAAGUGGAUUAAAGAGGAUAAAUGAAUCCCUGAUAUUCACAAUUUACAAAGAACUUAAUUUUGCCUUGCAAACAUUGUGAUAGGUGCCUCAAAGAAGAAGUUGAUGAAUUACCAUGGCUGAAGUCAGAAGAUGCGUAUCCCCUUGCAUUGUUUAAACAACUCCAAUAACAUUUUACUUUUUUAAAAGAAAACUAUACUGUUUUUAAAAGAGAAAAAAAAUUGAUCGAAAUUUUCUAAAAAAAACUGUCAAUUAGUUUUCUUGUGAAGAAAUAAAACAUGAAUGGAGACAGACAAAGCUGCAAUCAGAGAUACGUAUUUUCAGACGUUAGCCAUGGCUUAGCUGCAAGUCAUCAAGCCUUAGUUUUAGUUUCACUGGUUGUUUCAAAUUUUAUUCUCUUUAAAAUGUGAUAUUUGUCAUAGAAACCUAAGAUAGCAGUAGUUAUUACAGUAGGAUUAAGUAAGGCUGUGAAGUCUUUGGUGAUAGAUAUUGCAACUGUUGAAUGAUACAGAGAGUUUCCAAAUGAAAGGAAAAUCCCCUACCACUAUAAAAAUGCAAACAGCAAAUUUUGCACAUUUUUCUCCGCUAAAUUUUAAUACCAUCAAGUUACCUGUUGUUUCAGAACAACUGCUCGGCAAUGCCCUACAAGCUAUCAUGAUAUCUCGAGACCCAAGCUUCUUCAUUCAGAUCAAUCCUGUGUCAGUCAGACCUUAACAUUAACAUUAACAUCUAUGAUCUAAUUUACAAUCAGUCUUAAAAUCGUCUUAUUUUUCAUUUGAUGAAACUUACAUUUAUUUCUAAUAGAUAAUCUCACUAAGCAAGAUUAUCGUCAAAGGCUAAGCUGCUCAAUCCACAAGGGAUGCAGAAAUCAUUUAGAGUGAGGAAUAACAAAAACCUUUAAAAAAAACUCUACUUUGGGCAGCAUGAUGGGGAAUAUUCAGUGUUCAGUCAAUCAGGUAGCUAAUGGUAGAGAAGUAGUUUAAAAAAAAUGUCUAUUUUCGAAAAAGAAGAAGAUAGCAUAUUCCUCCAUCCACUGCUGUUUCCAUUUUGUCAUACAUACUAUCUUUAACAGUUAAUUGACAUACAAGUACAUCAUUGAAGGCUCAAAUAUUCAAUUGCCGACUUAAAUAAUGAAUUCUCUGUCUCUGUACAACGUUAUAUUGUAUGCUGUACUCAUAAAGGAUAAUUUUAGCUUUGUGCAAUUUUAUUGUUAGUCAUACCUUUUAUUAAGUUUAUAUUUAUUUUGUUGUAGCUAUAGUAAGCAAGAUUUUUUAAAAUGUUAUAAUCAUUGCAAUCCUUUUUUAUGAAUUUGGUCAUUUAUUUUUAUAUUUUUGAAAUCAGUGGUGUUAAAGUAUAAUUAAUGUUCAUUGAAAAUUCAUUGUAUUAUGCCCAGAGCACUACAGAUUUAAAUACAUUCCUUUGAAGUACGUACUGAA